Colius striatus (speckled mousebird) is the source of this 1591-nucleotide messenger RNA. RefSeq names its product solute carrier family 30 member 4 (gene SLC30A4). Gene Ontology annotation, cellular component: plasma membrane. Gene Ontology annotation, molecular function: zinc ion transmembrane transporter activity. Gene Ontology annotation, biological process: response to zinc ion; zinc ion transmembrane transport. Bases 204 to 1505 code for a protein of 433 amino acids. The record is from RefSeq and is a predicted model, not a curated record. NCBI's taxonomy places the organism in Eukaryota, Metazoa, Chordata, Aves, Coliiformes, Coliidae. The transcript has 7 exons.
GGCGGCGGUGGGGGGAUCGGGAGUGCCGGGGCGCUCCGCGGCAGAGCCCCGCGUCGCGUUCCGGCCGGCCUGCGCAGGGCCCGGCGCGGCGAUGUAGGGGACAUACCCUGACGGGACGGCGGACGGACGGGCGCUGCCUGCGAGGAGGAAGCUAAGCCAGAGGAGCCGGCCGCGGCCGGGGAGGCUCCCGGUGCGCCGCCGCUAUGGCCGGGCCCGGCCUCUGGGCGAGCAUCAAGUCCCUGCUGCGGAGGAGCGAGGACCCCUUGUUCCUGAACGACUCCAGUGCCUUUGACUUCUCGGACGAGGUGGGGGACGAGGACUUCCCCAGGUUUAACAAGCUGCGAGUGGUGGUGUCGGACGACGCCUCAGAGGUGGCCCCCGAGACGCCAGUGAACGGGGCGCCCCUGGGCCUGCCCUCCGACGACGACUCCCUGCUGGACCGGGACAUCGCCCUGCGCAGCGCCCGGCCCGGCCGGCCGGACCCCUGCAGCGGCUGCAGCAGCCGGCGGGAGCGCUCCCGGCUGCGGAAGGUGAAGAAGCGGCUGACGCUCGCUGCUCUCCUCUACCUCCUCUUCAUGACGGGGGAGCUUGUAGGUGGAUAUGUUGCUAACAGUCUAGCAAUUAUGACAGAUGCACUUCAUAUGUUAACUGACCUUAGCGGUAUUAUUUUGACCCUGCUUGCUCUCUGGCUGUCUGCAAAAUCUCCCACAAAGAGGUUCACUUUUGGAUUUCAUCGCUUAGAAGUGUUGUCAGCCAUCAUUAGUGUAUUGCUGGUCUAUAUCCUUAUGGCAUUCCUCUUGUAUGAAGCUGUUCAGAGAACUAUCCAUAUGGACUAUGAAAUAAAUGGCGAUAUCAUGCUGAUUACAGCAGCUGUUGGCGUCGCAGUUAACUUGAUAAUGGGUUUUUUGCUGAAUCAAUCUGGCCACCUUCAUUCCCACUCCCAUUCCCACCCUCACUCCCACGUACCUCAGUCGAACUCUCCCAACACAGCCCCCAGCGGAAGCCACGGGCACAGCAGCCUUGCCGUCAGAGCCGCGUUUGUACAUGCUCUUGGGGACCUGGUGCAGAGCAUUGGUGUGCUCGUGGCUGCGUACAUCAUACGCUUUAAGCCAGAAUACAAGAUUGCUGAUCCUAUAUGUACAUAUGUAUUCUCCAUACUGGUGGUUUUGACAACAGUUCGUAUUCUGUGUGAUACAGGAGUUAUUAUUCUGGAAGGAGUUCCAAGGCACUUAAAUGUGGAUCGCAUUAAGGAGGACUUGAUGAAAAUUGAAGAUGUUUAUUCUGUAGAAGAUUUAAAUGUUUGGUCUCUCACUGCAGGAAAAACAGCUGCCAUAGUCCACUUGCAACUAGUACCUGGUAGUUCAUCUAAGUGGGAGGAAGUUCAGUCCAAGGCCCGACAACUGCUGCUGAACACUUUUGGAAUGUACAAGUGCUCUGUCCAGCUUCAGAGUUACAAACAGGAAAUAAGCAAAACCUGCGCAAGUUGUCAGAGUUCCAGUGCCUAAUUUCGUAUGUUUUGGGAACUGCUGCCUUAUUCUUUAUCUUGUAGUCAAAGACUGAGAGCAAUAAAUGCAAAAUGAAAGUGAUCAAA